AUGCUGAAAGUUUUCCUAUUUCUUUGCAUUGUGGCUUUGCUUGAGUCAGCGAUUUUCUCCAGAAAAUCGCACAAAAAUUUGCCCGAAUCCUGGAUGAAAUUGUUGAAUUCAAAGCCAGAGCUGAAGAAAAUCUACAUCGAAUUAAGCAGAAAGUUUGGCUCAAGAGAAGCUCGAGCCUUCGCCUCAGUCAUCCAAGCACCCAGCAAUCCUUUAAUUCCCUUCAAAGUGCCUAAAAAUAAACAAAAUAGUCGACUCAAUCGACAAGAUCAAUCAUUUACACAGCUUGCUAAUCCAUUGUACCGUUUCCGCAUUGCCAACUAUUACUAUAAGAGGAUUCGGGAUCAUUAUGAUGUGCUCUUCCAUCACCUAUCCUCUCCAAUGUUUGGCGCAAUGCCAGCAAGAUUAAAUAACGAGAUUGAAACGAAUGAAGUGCUUGACUCAAAUGAUGACAAUUCAGUCUCAUUCAACAACGAUCGACCACAAAGAAGAUCAACCACAAACGUGAAUUCGGGAUUGAAUUUUGGAACCUCUGAAAAUCGAUAUUGGUAUGAUUACGGUAAU
Molecule: messenger RNA, 561 nt
Organism: Mesorhabditis belari
Lineage: Eukaryota; Metazoa; Nematoda; Chromadorea; Rhabditida; Rhabditidae
Source: the annotation of a GenBank genome assembly